Ostreococcus tauri is the source of this 2730-nucleotide messenger RNA. Its product is annotated as Armadillo-type fold. Gene Ontology annotation, cellular component: cytoplasm; nucleus. The record is from RefSeq and is a predicted model, not a curated record. NCBI's taxonomy places the organism in Eukaryota, Viridiplantae, Chlorophyta, Mamiellophyceae, Mamiellales, Bathycoccaceae. Gene Ontology annotation, biological process: protein import into nucleus. Gene Ontology annotation, molecular function: nuclear import signal receptor activity; small GTPase binding. The transcript has a single exon. Bases 1 to 2730 code for a protein of 909 amino acids.
AUGUCCACGUGGGCGCCCGCGACGGCGGGCACGGCGCAGAUCGUCGCCCUGAUCGCCGAGUACUUGGACCCGAGGGCGAAUCAGCGAGAGAUGCUGGGAAGGUUGGAGCGAUGCGCGACUUUUCCGGACUUUAAUCUGUACCUCGCGCACGUGUUGACGAGCGAGGAGGAGCCGGGGCGACGAGAGGACGUGCGACAGUCGGCGGGGUUGCUGCUGAAGAAUAAUCUCAAGACGUCGUGGACGACGACGAUGAGCGAGGAAUAUCGCGCGUUCGUGCGAGAGACGCUGGUGCGAUCGCUCGGACACGGGUCGAGGUUGAUUCGAACGACGUGCGGGACGUGCGUGGCGGUGAUCGUGCGGUGUGGUGGGGUGGAGAAUUGGCCGACGCUGUGGCCGGCGCUGGCGGCGGCGGUGGAGCAGGGCGACGAUAACUCUCGAGACGGCGCUUUGGACGCUUUGUACAAGGCGUGCGAGGAGGUGAACGGGAGAUUGGACGUCAAGGUGCCGGGGAUGUCGGAUUCCCCGGCGGGUGUGCUCAUCCCGAGGCUCUUCGCGCUCUUCCAGGCGCCGAGCGCGAAGGUGCGUCAGCAGUCGGUGGGCGUUGUGAACAUGAUCGCCCCGUGCUGGCCGGAGAACCACUACGCGCUACUGGACACUUAUCUUCAGGGUCUGUUCGCGCUCGCGAACGAUCCUGAUAACGAUGUGCGCAGGCUCGUGUGCUCGGGAUUGGUGAUGUUGAUCAACGUAUGCCCGGAAAAGUUGGCCCCAAACUUGCGCCAAAUCAUCACGUACAUGCUCGAGAGGCAAGACGACGAGGACAAGGAUGUGGCCAUGGAGUCGUGCGAGUUCUGGGGAGCGUUUUGUGAGGCCGACCUCGGGGAUGAUUACGUUCAGAUCUUGCGCGAGUUCACGCCGAGACUCAUUCCGGUGCUUUUGACAAAUAUGGCGUACCAAGAGGACGACGACGAGGUGAUACAAGCUGAGGACGACGAGGUAAACGUUGGCAGGGAAGACAGAGACCAGGAUAUUAAACCCACAUUCCGUGACACCAAGGAUAAGGGCUCGCAGGGUGACGAGGCUGAUGACGGCCAGGAUGACACGGAUGACUUUGUGUGGAACCUGCGGAAGAGCUCUGCAAACGGACUUGACAUUCUUUCAAACGUGUUCGGAGACGAGCUUUUGCCCAUCAUACUUCCCGUUGUCGAGCAAAGGCUACGUGAGUCGCGAUGGGAGAUCCGCGAGAGCGCCAUACUAGCACUCGGAGCGGUGGCGGAGGGUUGUUCGGCUGGUUUGCUCCCGUACCUUCCAACGCUUAUCACCUUUUUGUUGCCCAUGUUGGAUGAUGCUCGUCCACUGGUACGAUCAACGACGUGUUGGACGCUCAGUCGAUUCUCUCCGUGGGUGCUUCAGUGCGCGAGACCGUCGAACGACCCCAACGCCAUGCCGCAACAACAAGGAAUGGAGCAGCUCAACACACUGAUAACGGCUCAGUGCAAGAGGUGUUUGGAUCAUAAUAAGCACGUGCAGGCGGCGGCUUGCGGAGCAAUUGCGACCGUACUCGCUGAAGGUCGGGACACGAUGGCUCCCUGGGCCGAGACAGUCGUACAAACCCUCACGCAGGCAUUGGGGAUGUACCAACGCAAAAAUUUGCGCAACCUGUAUGACGCACUCACUAUGCUCGCCGAAAACAUCGGUCCGUCGCUGCAAGAAGCUCGAUUCGCUGGAGCUCUUUUGCCUGGAAUGAUCCAUAGAUGGGAUACCGCGAAUGGGGCUGAUCCAGAGCUCUUCCACUUGCUUGAAUGCCUCACGGCGCUCAUCAUUGGUUUCGGUGGGGCUGCAGGACAGUACAGUUCUGGAAUCUUCACGAAGUGCAACGCCGCUCUGGGACUGAUGCUUCAGCGCCGCGUCGCCGUACAACGCGGCGAAAUUCCAGCUGAGGAGUAUUCUGUCGACGUUGUCAUUUGUACCCUUGACUUGCUUUCGGGUCUGUGCGAGGGUCUCGGACCAGAUAUUGAAACUCUUGUGGCGCAGUCGCAACUCCGGGAAAUCAUUCUCGCCUGCUGCGUCGAUGAAUCUCCUGGAGUGAAACGAAGUGCCUAUGCGCUCGUUGGUGAUCUCGCUCGCUCGUGCACCGCUCAGUUGAACGCAUCAUUGCAGCAGUUCAUGGAGCUGAUAAUCACGCAGCUCCAACCGUCGAAUGUCGUCUCCAUGACUAUGUCAGUGUGCAACAACGCGAGCUGGGCCGCGGGUGAGUUGGCCAUUAGAACUCCGCCCGAUGCUCUGCGUCCGUUCGUCGCGCCGUUAGCUCAGUGCAUGGUUCAAAUUCUAGACAUGCGCAUGGUCAACAGAGCUCUUGGUGAAAAUGCGGCUAUCACGCUGGGACGCCUGGCGAUGGUUUGUCCGGAAGACUUGCAAAGCGGUCUCUCCCACUUCGUGAACUCUUGGUGCUCUGCUCUUCGACGGCUUCGGGAUGGUGUUGAAAAGGAGCACGGCUUUCAGGGAUUGUGCAAGUUGAUCCAGAUGAAUCCGACCGCCGCUGAGGGUGGGUUGGGUGCGUUCGUCGAGGCUAUAGCCUCCUGGCGAGUGUGCCGUAAUGAGGCACUCGUUGCCACAAUGGGGCAGCUCCUCGUUGGCUUCAAGGAUCACAUCGGAGCGCAAAAGUGGGAAAUUGUAAAGCGUGAUCUGGAACCGGGCGUCACGAGGAAACUGGCGGAGCAGUACAAUGUUUGA